Anneissia japonica is the source of this 2291-nucleotide messenger RNA. RefSeq names its product transmembrane protein 128-like. Lineage: Eukaryota; Metazoa; Echinodermata; Crinoidea; Comatulida; Comatulidae. The record is from RefSeq and is a predicted model, not a curated record. The transcript has 4 exons. The coding region runs from base 27 to 719 and encodes 230 amino acids.
AAGUGUCUGCUGCUUGACACUUUGAUAUGAUCAAGAUGGCAGAAAACGUAGAAAGUUACGAUGAAAUACAGCUAGAAAAUGUAGGGAAAGAUGAGGAUGAAUUUGAUAUUAGGCGAAGAAAAAUUGCGGAAGCAUUUAUCAAUGCGUAUGGAAUAGAUGUUGAGAAAUUCAAGAAUAUUGACCCAGAAAGACUAAUUGAACUUCAAAAGCAGAAGGAAGAAGAAGAAGCCAGGAACAGGUCACCCUACAAUCUGCAGAACCUACUCUGGCUUAUAGCUUUAUUUUGUAUUUUCUAUUAUACAGAAUUUGUCCUUACACUACAAACAGAUCCCAGAAUCAAAAGGGGUUGGCUGUAUACCGGAUGUGUUCUUGUUGGUGUUAAUUGCUGUAUAGGGUUUUACCUGAUUGUUGUAUGCACCUGGAUAAAAAAAAUUGAAGACUGGGAGAGUCACUUCCCUUCAGCUAUUCCAUUAGCAACUGCAUCAUUUUUCAUGAUUUGUAGUAAAUACAUACUUUUCUUCAAUUUCAGUUUGAAUGUUGCCCUUUGGCCUGUUUAUGGAAUACUGGCCCCAAUCAUCUUGUUUACAUUUUUAAUGGGUGUAAUUAUCUUUGCUACAUUAAUACCUGGCUCAAGGGUGAAAGAAACAAAAGGCAAGAAAACAAAAGGUGGAUAUCAACGAAUUCCAUCAGAUGAUAAAGAUGCACUUAAAGAAGACUGAACAAAAACAAUGGGUGUAUUCAUCACAGUCCAAGAAUUGAAAGUCCAUACUAUUAGUCCGUACAUAGUUAAACUACCAUGAUGCAUUUGGCAGACUUGAUUUGAUUUGGCUUUCUAUAAUACACUCUACAAGUCCAUUUAAAUCCGAGUACUGAUAAGUAAUACCAUACCGUAAAACCUUGAUUAGAAGCCUAAUGGGCUUAAUCUCGAGAAGAAGCCCAUCUGAAUUAAAGCCCCCCUCUUUUAUUUGCAAAUGUAGCCUCAAAAAGAAGCCCAUCUUCAAAACAAGCCCAUGGGCUUCUUUUCAAGAUAGCACGAGAUUCUUUUCAAGAUAGUACAGUAAAUACACUGUAUAUAAUUUCAAAGAAACAAAAUUAAAAACACACUUGGUUUAGUAGUUUAGGUGAUUUAAUGCUAGUAAUACACUCCAUGACACAGAUUGAUGUUGCAGUGGCCCUGUUUAUUGCUUUGUAGUAGUAAUUCCCAAUAUUUAGGGUAUUCAUUUUGAAAAGCCCCCCCCCCCUUUCUUUAAUUUGCAAAAGAAGCCCAUCUCGAAAAGAAGCCCAUCAAAAGUUCACAAAAAAGAGAAGCCUUUCGCUUCUAUUCGAGGUUUUGCGGUAUCUGUUUUAAUGGACAUAUGAACUUAAUAAUAAUAAUAAACAUAAAUAGGGAAGCAGAUUAGCAUUGGCGGAUCCAGGGGUUUAAACGAACCACCCUCUGAAUAAACGUAACAAAAUACUACUGGGUCCUGUCUUACAAAAUGCAUGCUUACCUACCUAGGCAUAGGUUGGCAGAUCGGACAAAGAAUCAACAUUUUCCCAGGGGGUGGACCCCCAGACCCCCUUCCAAUUUGGGGUUUUUUGGAAACAUUUUGAGACCCCUCUUUUCAAUACUAGCUCCGCCCCUGAGUAGAGUAUUGUUAUAUAUUGUUUGAUGAAUAAUUAAUGAUCAAGUUCAUUCAUGAGAGCAAGAACUAGCAUGGGUUUGGGGGGGGGGAGGUUGUUCAGCAUGAUAGCUCUUGAAACCUCAAUGGGAAAUAAGUUGGCCACAAUACAAAUAUACGGAAAAGUUUAAAUGUAUGAUUUAAUAUUUACUUUUUUUUCCUUUCCCACAUAAAGCAAUACCUUUUUCCCCCAUCUUCUCCAGUAUUGCAAUUGCCUGUAAUUUGUAAAGAACCGUGUAUCCUUGAUCACAUGACCAGGACUACUUCUUGGGAUAUAUUGUAGCAGUUCUGUUACAAUUUAUUAUUGUACUGCACAAUAAAAGCCUGCCAGUUAAUAAUACAUACCUACUGUACAAACACAUUCCCAAAACAUUGUGGCAAAGGUAAUUAUGGGUUUCAUAUAUUUUUUAAAGAGAAUGGAUAUGUAGCUGUACUUUUUGUUAUAUGUAUCUGGAAUACAUUACUGGAUAAAAUUGUUAAUGUUCUUGAUUUCAACAAGAUUUUAGACCCAAGUUGUUUCUAAAUUCAUACAAAUUUCAGUUUUUUGUUUUGUAUACUGUAAGCACCUGUGUGAGUUGAAUAAUUUAUUUUGAGAUGAAAAAUGUGAAUAAAGUUUAACAUUUUAUCUAA